Anthonomus grandis grandis is the source of this 2216-nucleotide messenger RNA. RefSeq names its product pentatricopeptide repeat-containing protein 1, mitochondrial. Lineage: Eukaryota; Metazoa; Arthropoda; Insecta; Coleoptera; Curculionidae. The transcript is spliced from 6 exons. The record is from RefSeq and is a predicted model, not a curated record. Gene Ontology annotation, molecular function: tRNA binding; protein binding. Gene Ontology annotation, biological process: tRNA 3'-end processing. Gene Ontology annotation, cellular component: mitochondrial matrix. Bases 50 to 2104 code for a protein of 684 amino acids.
UCCAAUAUUUAUUUUUGUAGAAACUUUUUAAAACUUUUAUUUUACCAAAAUGUUCCAAUUACGAAUAUGCCGUAAUAUCUCACGAAAGUACUUAUUUGGCCCUCUACGUCCCUUAAACAAUAAACCCGCUGACAGUAUUCUAUUUUCAAGUCAAAGUUUUUCAAACGAUUACGGUGGUAAAGUAAUGUUUAAAGGAACCCCUAAAGAUAAAUUACACUGGAAAGCCUCAAAAUUUUCAAAUGCCACUCCGAGUGCGGCAUUUUCAGAUCCAGAACCGAUCGAAUCUGAGAAAGAAUUUUUGGUGCAAGCUAAACUUGACCCCGAUCAUUUUGGACCUCCAGAGAUGAAAGAAAUAGACACUUUUAUAGAUGAAGGAGACAUACUUGAGGAAAAACAUAUAUCUGAAAAACCUCCGGGUCAUAAACGCCUCACGACUAAACAAUAUGCUGACAUCAUAAAAGGCCUAAUUAAACAGCGCAAGAUAAAGGAAGCAAUAGAUAUACUUGAAGAAAGAAUGCUAAAGGAAGACAGAGUGAAACCAGAAAAUUACAUUUAUAAUUUACUUUUGGGGGCAUGUGGCAGAGUUGGAUAUACCAAAAAAGCCUUUAUGCUAUAUAAUGACAUGAAAAAGAGGGGGUUAAAAGUAAUGGGAGGUACCUACACUGCAUUAUUCAAUGCUUGUGCCAACAGCCCUUGGCCUACAACAGAUGGUCUCUCAAGAGCAAAACACUUAUACAAUAUUAUGAUCGAGAAGGGAGAUGAACCUAAUGAUACCACUUACAAUGCAAUGAUCAAAGCUUUUGGAAGAUGUGGAGAUCUACCAAUGGCAUUUUCUCUUGUGGACGCAAAGGCACACAAAGGUUUUCCAAUUAAAGAUGAUACAAUUAACUUCUUAUUGCAAGCCUGUAUAAGUGAUACUGAGAGUGGCUUUAGGCAUUCUUUGUUAGUUUGGAGGAAACUUGUUGAGAAGAAUAUUAAGCCAAGUAUUUACACUUUCAAUUUGCUUUUAAGGUGUGUAAGGGACUGUGGCUUGGGAGAUUUAGAAACAACAAAUGAUGUAAUUAAAAGAUUAGUUGACAAAAAUGAUGAACAGUCUAAACCCUUACAAAUUCAGGCAAAGGAUAAUAAUACUGGAUCAACUGGAAAUAAUUUUGAUAGCAGCAGUUCUAUUAUUGAUAAAGAGGACAGCUUGGAAAAAAGCGACUAUAAGGGACCAGAAGUAAAAAAUGUUCUGCAAUGUAAUCCUUUAUUAAGAGAUGUUAGACCAAAUCUGUUAUCACAAAAACCACAUUUAGGUAGUACUUUAAUCAUUUCUGAAAUAAAUAAACCGGAAGACAGAUUACUUUUAAUUGGUGGUUGCAAGGGUUUCUUAGCAACAAUGGAAGAGUACCAAUGCAUCCCAGAUAUCAAAACCUUUACACAACUUUUGGAUUGUAUACCCAGCACUCAAGCAGCAGAAAAAGAACUAAUUUCUGCAAUAAGAAGGUUGAAAGUGAAUCCGGACGUUGAUUUUUACAAUAUGCUUAUCAAAAAAAUGAGUAUGAGAUUUGAAUAUGAUGAAGCCAAAAAGGUGUUAAUAUCACUAAAGCAGCAGAAGAUGAGACCAAAUUUAGUCACUUUCGGUGUAUUGGCCUUGGGGUGUAAAACUAGAGAUGAGGCUAAUGAAUUGCUCAAUGAGAUGAAGAGUUGUGGAUACACCUUAAAUGCAGCCAUUCUAGGUACCAUGCUUCACCAAGCUUGCUACCAUAUGGCUUUCGAUUAUAUUUUCGAAAUAAUGGAGAUGUGCUUAAGGGAAUCUGUACCAGUUACCAAAAAGUUCCUAGAACAUUUAGAUGGUUUCAAAGAACAGUGCAGAGCUAAGUUAGAUGCAAAGAGUCUUAACAAGAAAGAAGUGAAACUGUUUGGGAUAUUUAAAGCGCGUCACAAGACAUGGCUUACAGAGGUCCAAAUUGACGAAACAGAGGAGGCCCAUCCUUGGCAGCAAUACAGGCAAACGUAUCCGGGAGACGUGCAUAUCAAACCCAAAGAUACCGCAAGAUUUAAGCCUAGACGCCAGUCACUGUUUAGAGUUAAAACGUCUAGGAAGCACAAAAAUCGAAAAUGAAUAAGAAUGUUUACAGGAGCCAUAUUAGAGUAUGAUAAAUAUUAAAUUGUUUGAGACUAUUUUGUUGGUCAUCUGUGAUAUUUUAUUUCAAUGGAAUAAAAGUUCAAAAACA